AUGGCGGCGCGCUGUCAAGUUGCAUUCUCGCUGUUAUUGUCCCUGUCAUUACUUGUGUAUGUGUGCGGCUGUGGCAUCACGACACAUAUUGUCAUUUCUGAAAUAGCGAAGGAACACUUUGGCAACAUAAGUCCCACACAUGUUGAUUAUAAAGAGAUUAUAACCAAGCAUCACGAUGCCUUUAUGGCAGGAAGUCCUUACCCUGAUGCCUUCUACAGCUCUCUGUGUGAUAAAGGAAAUUACCAAAAAGUGUCUGAGGACACUCACUGGUCUGGUUUCCUUAAUGCAACCAUCAACUACAUCAGGAAUCAUUAUCCUCAACCUUGGGACACGGCCACAGAGAAACUGGUAGCCUUCAUGUUUGGGGUUGUGUCCCACCAGGUAGCUGAUGUUGUAUGGCACAGCCUCGGUGUGGACCAGGGCUUCAUAACCACAAUGGAUAAGGAAAAUUUUCAUGGUUCUUACAAUGAUGCUCACACAGCUGCAGAUUUUGGUGGGGAUGUGAUGAACUUGUUUGACACAGACGUUUCAAUGUACAUGGAUCCUCAGAAAGAAUGGUAUGUUCCUGUAGAUGACCUGACAAGGAUUUAUCAGGAGUUUUACGGUACGACCAGGAUCACCAGUCCAGUCAUCGACAACUGUUCUACUUUACUCCUUGUAGGAGGCUAUGCUGAGAUGGCUGGAGGCUCAGAAGCAUAUGCUGCUGUUGCCAAUACCAGUCCAUUUUUAGUGGAUCAAUACCGUGACUACUUUUUGGGUGGUGUUAAUGAUAUGGCUGGAUGGUCAGCUCGACUGUGGAACCGCACCAUCAACAUGCUGGAGAAUGGCACUAGUUCAUGUGUGAUCCCACACAAUCCACUGUAUAUCAACUGUAAUGGGUCAUCCUCACAAGAGUUUUACAGAUUUCACAACAAUAAGGAGAAGAAUGGCUUCUUUCGACAGCCUGACCUACGUGGUCUUACACAGGAUGAUGUUAUUGUGGAGAAGGCCUAUAGGGGUAUUCUUGUCAAACCAGGCCACAAGAUCAGAUCUCAGAUACAAGACAAGAGAGAUACUUUACUUACAAGAAGAAAAAGAAUCAUGGCAGAGAAAAUGAAAUUAAUGAGGAACAAGGAAUUGGAACAAAUGAAAGACAGUCCAAAUCAGAUGGGCAUCUACUACACACCGGAGAGAUUCUCUAAGUUUGGAUGGUCACUUGCUGUUGGUGACCUUAACGGUGACGACAAUGAUGAUCUGGUGGUGGGGGCCCCUGGAUAUGGUGGUGGAGGCAGUCCUGACCAAGGCAGGGUGUAUGUUUUAUAUGGGACAGAUGAUGGACUGCCUGUAGCUCAAGGAGCCUACUAUCUCCUGAAUAUGAAUAACCAGACCAACUGUACCCUUAAGGGGCCUCCACAGGCCCAGUCCCUGUUUGGUACAUCAGUGGCAGUGUUAGAUAUUAACCAGGAUGGAGAUUUAGAUGUGGCUGUAGGAGCUCCAGCAUUUAGGAACCAUGGACAACUCGACUACAAUGGAGCAGUAUUUAUCUACUAUGGUAAACUGACACCUAAUGCAACACUCUACCAGCCAAAUAUAACAAUCACAUGUAAGAGUCAGUACUGUAAUCUUGGAUUUACCAUGACGACAGGUGACAUUAACAAGGAUAGUCACCAUGACCUGUUGUUGGGGACACCAUACUAUCAGGUGGUGGCAAAUCAGAGUGGCAUUGUGUCAGCACUGCCCUCUAGUCAUGCUUACUCAGGACACAUGGUGAUAACAUUUGAAUCUUUAAUUGAAAAGUGGAGCCUGCAAAAUAAACAGGCUUACAGCUGGUUUGGACACAAUGUCAGAGUACGAAAUGGCCUGGUUAUGGUGGGACAGCCUUACUUCAGGAAAUGUAGUAGACCUGAUUGUCAGUUGACCCCGUCUGACCUCCAGACUGUCGGGGCGCUAAACCUCUACAACCUGGGAAUGACUUACAAUAUUUCUGGCCUCACUCUACAUGGAGAACAGCAGUUUGACUUGGCAGGAUACAGUGCUGAUGUUGGUUUUCCCUACGAUAAUAAAUCGCUGAUCCUGGCUGUAGGUGUGGUGGGGCGUGAUGCCUCUGGGGUAUACGACACUAUUCCGAUCCAUAUUCACCAAGCAGGAGUAGUAUUUGUAUAUAACAUCACAAACAACAACGUCCAACUCCUUGCCACCUUCACGGGCGACAGACAAUUUGGCAGGUUCGGCAUUUUUAUCAAGUUUGAAGAUGUAAACGCGGAUGGUAUAGAUGAUCUAAUGAUUGGAGCACCACGACGUAAUUCUGAUGCUACAGACAUCAUACCACGCUGGUUUUCAAAUGAUUACGAUGGUAAAUUGUAUGUUUACUAUGGUGGUAAAUAUUUUCCUAAGGGAAAUGCCACAUACUCCUCCCAGUGUGGACUUUACUACCCCUGUCCUGAGACAAUGGCCAAUUUUACUACUGACGCUUAUGGAUACAAAUUGAAGAUGGGAUUUAAUGCUGCUAUCUUAAAGGCAAAGAAUCGGAACAACAUGGUGACGUCGGUGUUAUAUGGUGACGAACAUUUCGACAAAUGGUCUUCUCCGACCGUGUAUGUAUACAGGAUAAACACUACAAGGACAUCUGACGGAGAAGAGGUUGGAGGUCAAGGGUCAAGUUGAUAAAAUCUAACGUAUUUGUACAUUAUCAGAUUUAUCUAUAUCUUUGUGUUCUUGAUUUAUCUACAUUGAAACCUGAUCACUUUUUUUUGUGUUAAUCUGAUAUUUGGUAUAAAUGUGUUUUUUGUAAUGGUAUAUGAGAGGAGAAAUGUAUAAGGCAUACAUUGUACAUAUAAGAUAUGUAUGAAAUCUUCAUGAAAUAUACAGAUGUAGAUAAUGAUAUAUCUGAUGUAUGUAAGUGUAAGGAUGACGUUUAUGAUUAGAGAAUAUUUCAGGAAGAAGAUAUUUAUUGAUCAGAGUAUAAUUUUGUUGAUUAUUUUAUCAUUACAUUAAUGUUUAUUGACAAAAGUUAUUCCGGUGAUGUGUAUUUUUAAAACAUUCUGGUGAUAAAGAACCUAUCAAUUGAUAGCCAAGUCAGAUAAGAUAUGGUAUAAAUUCAUAAGAAAUGUUGUGCAUUUUCAGGGAUUGAACCUGUUUUUCAUUUGUACUAGGUAUGAAUCCUUCCCUAGGUAUACUACAAUCUAUACAAAGUUUCAGUCCAUGCGAGUCCUUGUAACAAAUAUGAUCAUCUUGCUUAGGUGAUUUACUAUUCUGGGGAUGUGUGCUUUAAUGGAUUCAAACCAAAUGUAGUCUGAAAUAUCAUUGUGGGAAUUCAUCAGAUUUGUCAAACCACCAUCUGUAAAUUCUGUGGUUUGUUCAUCCAUUCAUUGACUUUCAGAUGACUGUUAAGGGCCAUGGCUCUCUUGUUUAUAAGAUUUACAGAGAGAUGUUUCUAUUUACCUCAUAAAUUAUUGGCUGGUACUCAGGGAUCCAUAUGGUGGAGUAUUUUUGUAUGAAAAAUGGAAGAAUUUUCUAUUCAUUUUAUGAGAGUAUAUGGUCUUUUAAUUAAUUUUGAAUUUCUAUAACUUUGAGACAAAAGAUAACUUUCAUGUGUACCGAUUG
Messenger RNA from Ylistrum balloti, 3582 nucleotides. Its product is annotated as phosphatidylinositol-glycan-specific phospholipase D-like. Gene Ontology annotation, cellular component: extracellular region; extracellular matrix. The record is from RefSeq and is a predicted model, not a curated record. Lineage: Eukaryota; Metazoa; Mollusca; Bivalvia; Pectinida; Pectinidae. Gene Ontology annotation, molecular function: GPI anchor phospholipase D activity. The transcript has 24 exons. The coding region runs from base 1 to 2643 and encodes 880 amino acids.